Paramecium primaurelia is the source of this 685-nucleotide messenger RNA. The record is from the annotation of a GenBank genome assembly. NCBI's taxonomy places the organism in Eukaryota, Ciliophora, Oligohymenophorea, Peniculida, Parameciidae.
AUGAAUUAACUCCUAAAUGAUGAAUAAAAGCGAAAAUGUCCUUAUUGUUAAUAUCAAUUUAUUGGUUAAAAGAUUUUGGAACAUGAAAAAGAAUGUUAAAACAAAUAAAAUGGAGAAUAAUAUUCAUCAAAUGUAAAUAAAAUUCCUAUCUAUAUAGAGGAAUUAUGAAAGAAACUAAAUGAAUAUGUAGUAAAUACAAAGUCAAAAUGAUUUUAAAUCAAGAUAAUAAGAAUUACUAAAGAAAUGCGAACAUUGUAAUGAGGAUUACCCUUCAGAAGUUUAUAAUUUACACAUAUAAAAUUGUGAUGCAAAGGCACUAUUUUUAAAAUACAUAAAAACUGAAUGUCCAUCUUAACUUAUAUCAUAAAAUACAUAGAAUGAUGAAGAUGAAGAAAAUGAUAGAUAAAAAAUUUAAAUUCUAACAUAAUAUUUAGAAUUAAUGGAAAAAAAAGGAGAUAUAUUAGAAAAAGGGGAAGAAUUAGUCAAAAUAUCAAAUUUUUCAAUUGAACCUUUCACACGAACUUUUAAAAGUAAGAUGUGUAGAUCAUGCAACUAAAAUUUUGUAUUAGAUGAAGAAAUAUUAAUUAUGAAAUGUUGUUCUUAAAUUUAUCAUAAUAUUUGUUUUGCUGAAUUAAUCAAAAAAACUAUUAAUUGUGAAUGUGGUAAAUAGAUAAUUAUUGAUUGA